AUGUUGAAAGUAGCAAGGGAGUUUUUUCAUCUGCCAGAAAAUGAAAGGCUCAAGUGUUUCUCCGACGACCCGUUGAAGACCACAAGACUGGCCACCAGUUUCAAUGUCAAAACUGAGGCGGUCUCCAGCUGGAGAGAUUACUUGAGACUCCAUUGCUACCCUCUCGAGGACUACAUGCAUGAAUGGCCCUCCAACCCUCCGUCUUUCAGGGAAGAUGUGGCUGAGUAUUGCAGGAAUGUGAAAGGAUUAGCAAAGAGACUUCUGGAAGCCAUAUCAGAAAGCUUAGGCUUAGAAAAGAAUUACUUGAACAGGGCAUUGGGGAAGCAUGGGCAGCACAUGGCCAUCAAUUACUAUCCGCCUUGCCCUCAGCCGGAGCUGACCUAUGGCUUACCUGGUCAUGCUGAUCCUAAUGUCGUCACCCUUCUCCUUCAAGAUGAGGUGGCAGGCUUCCAGGUCUUCAACCAUGGCAGAUGGGUUGCAGUCAAGCCCAUGCCACAUACGUUCAUUGUCAACAUUGGUGAUCAAAUGCAGGAAAGAAUUCGACCCGUGACGCAAUCUGAACCAGUGAUGAUGAGUUUCGUAUAUGCUGAAUUGCGUCACGCGCUGACACAAGACUCACGCUACAAGGUUAAAUUGACGCGUAUGUACCAUUUGGCUUGCAUGACUAACAAGUGUGGGUAG
This is a messenger RNA of Prunus armeniaca (apricot), 681 nucleotides long. Lineage: Eukaryota; Viridiplantae; Streptophyta; Magnoliopsida; Rosales; Rosaceae. The record is from the annotation of a GenBank genome assembly.